Molecule: messenger RNA, 264 nt
Organism: Cooperia oncophora
Lineage: Eukaryota; Metazoa; Nematoda; Chromadorea; Rhabditida; Trichostrongylidae
Source: the annotation of a GenBank genome assembly
AUGGAUAACGUGUGCGGAGUUCGAGCUCCAUAUACCCGAACAUCUCCGACCAAAGGUAUUCUUGGCAGUGCAACAGGCAGCGAAGACGAAAUCGAGGAUCAGUUCGAUCGCGAAGAAAGGGAGCGCAAAAAGCGUUUCGAAGGAUUUGGCCUCGUUGGGGCGAAGAAGAAGGACGAUGAAAGUGGUCCUACCGAAAAUCCCUACGAGUUGUCACGAAAGCCUGCUCUUCCUGUUUACCAGGUAAUCUUACUGUUUACUGCUUAG